This is a messenger RNA of Vairimorpha ceranae, 1023 nucleotides long. RefSeq lists its product as hypothetical. The record is from RefSeq and is a predicted model, not a curated record. Lineage: Eukaryota; Fungi; Microsporidia; Nosematidae. The transcript has a single exon. The coding region runs from base 1 to 1023 and encodes 340 amino acids.
AUGAGCAAAAUUGAAAACGAGACGAAAAAGACGUCGCCGCAGGAAAGUGAAAAAUCUGUGAUUGACCCAAAAAAUAAAAAAAAAGGAGACAAAAAAGAGAAUGUGGUUGUCGGCAGUCAAUCAAAGCAGGAAAAGAAAAAGACUAAACAGGAAAAAAGUAAAAAUGUUAUGGCAGAGGAGAAACAAAAGAAGGAUAGUUUAGGUGUUAAAAGCUCACAAAAAAGUAAUGUUGACGAAAAUAAACUGAAAGAUGCUGAACAAAAUGAAAACAAAAAAGUAAAUGAGCCUGUAAGUAAAAAGGUUGCAAAUAACAAGAAGGUAAUAACCUCGGAAAAAAAGGAAGAUCUUCCUAAAAUGCCUUCUAACAUUGACAAAGAAAAAAAAAUGAAAAGUAGCGAGCAUGAAAAAAAUUUAUCUUCUUUGAACAAAAAAUCAAAGAAAUCUCCUUCUGCUAUGUCUCACCCUGAAAGUUUGGAAAGUAAAACGGAAGCUAAAGAAUCACAAAAUGCAUCUUAUUCUAAGGAGGAAUCCAGCAAUCUAAUAAUUAACUAUUUUAAACAAAUUUCUGAAGAUUUAAGAGCGAUAAGAAAUCAUUUUGUACCUGAAACUAGUAUUCAGCAGCCUUUGCUUGAAGAGAAGAAGGUUAUCAAACCGAAUAAAAAGAAUACAAUGGAUAAAGGUGAUAUGCCACCUUCUAAAAAAUCUAAAUCUUCUGAUGAAGAAGAAAUUCCAGUAAAAAGAGAUGCCGAAAAGAACAAAAGUGAUGUAAAAGAAUCUGAAGCUCAAAAAAAUGUUAGUCACGAAAAAGAGUUAGACGAUGAUUAUUACAUGUCUAAAUUAAACAAGAAAUUUGGUAAAAACAUUGAGUUUACGAUUAAAGAAGCACGACAAAUUUGGAUUACUGGUGUUGGAAGAUUAUCUAGCGAGAAAUGGCAGCCAAUAUUAAAUAGCCUGUGUGACAAAAAAAUGCUAGUAUUAGUCGAUCAAUCUGGUGAAAAAGAUAAGUAUAAAAUAGUUGAUUAA